AUGCGGCUCAAAAAUGGAACAACGGAAACAACUUCACUUCUUCUGAGUUCGAGUACAGAAGCUAGUAUUGAAACUAAUACAAGCCCUGAGACUAUCGAGGAGGAAUGUGUUAAUUUUGAAGAGGUAUUAAUAAAACCUGAAAUUGAAACUGGUGGGGUCGAAGGUGGAUUUUCAUGGUUUAAAUUAUGGAAAUAUACGGGUCCUGGAUUUUUAAUGUCAAUAGCAUAUCUAGAUCCAGGGAAUUUAGAAGCAGAUCUUCAAAUUGGGGCAGUGGCUGGUUAUUCUUUACUUUGGGCUCUUUUAUAUGCACACAUCGCUGGUCUUUUGAUUCAAUGUUUUGCAGCUCGUGCAGGUGUUGUCACCGGACAACAUCUUGCACAACUGAUAAAAAAUAAUUAUCCACGUCCCAUAUCAAUAAUGUUAUGGAUAAUAACUGAAAUUGCUAUCAUAGGAUCAGACAUUCAAGAAAUAGUUGGAACUGCAAUUGCUCUUAAAAUACUUUUCGGGUUGCCUUUGUGGUUAGGAACAAUGUUGACAGCACUUGAUACUUUCAUUUUUAUGUUAUUACAGAAUUAUGGAGUGAGAAAACUUGAAGCAUUUUUUAUGACGUUGAUUACCACGAUGGCUAUAUGUUUUUGGAUCGAAAUGUUUUUAAGUGGUUUCAAUGCAGAAGAAAUUGUAAAAGGAAUUAUUAUUCCACAUGUGCCACGACGAGCAAUAAUACAAUUGGUUGCAAUGGUUGGAGCUGUAAUUAUGCCACAUAAUUUAUAUCUUCAUUCAGCCCUGGUAAUGACACGUAAGACUGAUCCAUCAUCACAUGUCAAACUUAAAGAGGCAAAUUUUUAUUUUGCAAUAGAAAGUGCAGUUGCUUUAUUAGCAUCAUAUUUAAUAAAUAUGGCAAUUGUUGUUGUCUUUGCUCAAGUAUUUUAUUCUCCCAAUGAAGAAAAACCUUUACCAGGUUUAUAUGAUGCUGGUAAAGUUUUAUCAAAUACUUUGGGUUAUGCUUCAAAAUAUUUAUGGGCUUGUGGAUUAUUAGCAGCAGGACAAAGUUCUACAAUGACUGGAACAUUAGCAGGUCAAUUUGUAAUUGAAGGAUUUUUUGGUCAAGUCUUAAAAAAACCAUGGCAUCGAAAUGCUAUCACUCGUGGUAUUGCAUUGGUCCCUUCUAUGUUUGUUGCUGUAUUUGCGGUUGGUAACUUUGAUGCAAUGGGAGAAUUAUUGAAUGUUCUCCAAAGUCUUUGUCUUCCUACUGCGAUAAUUCCUUUACUUAAAUUGACAAGUUCUGAAGAAGUAAUGGGAAUUAGUUUUAAAACAAAUAAAUUUUGGAAAAUUACUUCUUGGACUCUGGCAGCAAUUAUCAUUGGUAUAAACCUAUUUUUAUUAGUUUUGUAUUUAGAAGAGUUAGACAAUAUAUUAUUAGGAUAUGUUUUUGGAAGCAUUUAUUUUGUUUUUAUCGGAUAUUUAUCAUUAUUACCUUUAAACGGUAAUAAAAAUAAUUUACAAAAUAUAGAAAGUUAA
Molecule: messenger RNA, 1518 nt
Organism: Diversispora eburnea
Lineage: Eukaryota; Fungi; Glomeromycota; Glomeromycetes; Diversisporales; Diversisporaceae
Source: the annotation of a GenBank genome assembly